Parastagonospora nodorum SN15 is the source of this 291-nucleotide messenger RNA. RefSeq lists its product as hypothetical. The record is from RefSeq and is a predicted model, not a curated record. Lineage: Eukaryota; Fungi; Ascomycota; Dothideomycetes; Pleosporales; Phaeosphaeriaceae. Bases 1 to 291 code for a protein of 96 amino acids. The transcript is spliced from 2 exons.
AUGUACAGCCGCUACAAGAAGACGGUGCCUGUGACGAAUGUGCAAUUCCACACGCGACGACUUUGCGUUUGUGCGCCCGCCUCACGCGUAGAGAAUGCUGGGUGGACGGCAGCGGCAAAGCUCAUCUGCCACGAUCGCCGCGCUAGCGUCAAAAUGUGGGGUUUGGCAUCCCUCACAAAAGGGAAAGCCACUGCAAACCCACUGCUGGCACCCCGAAACAGUGGAAGACGUGACCUCGAACCACUCCUCACCUGCGGAGCCUUCGCACCAGGAGAUACAUCCACGUCCUGA